Molecule: messenger RNA, 7667 nt
Organism: Acanthopagrus latus (yellowfin seabream)
Lineage: Eukaryota; Metazoa; Chordata; Actinopteri; Spariformes; Sparidae
Product: collagen alpha-1(XIX) chain
Exons: 54
Coding region: 432-3827 (1131 amino acids)
Cellular component (GO): collagen type IX trimer
Source: RefSeq, a predicted model, not a curated record
CUACCGUAGGCCCUGCAUGCAAAAAAAAAAAAACCCAAAAACUUUAGGAUCCACUGGGGAGAAGUGCUGAUAUGGUGGCAUGCGUGGGGAUUAAUCACGUGGAGGGGAGAAUUAAUUUGGAUAAGACACCAGAGAACAGGCAGUUAAAGAAGGAGAGUAUCAGGGAAAAUAUACUGCUAGUCACACUUUGUGAGAGUGUGCAUAUAAAUUCAGUUAAUGUGCUGUGGGUGUAUUAUGGUCCGUGGAGGUCAAGUUCAUUACUCGGCUCAGGCUUUAGCCCUUUUCUUCCCCAGUGGAAAUAGAUAAAUUGUGCAGCAGGAAGGAAGGAUUACAGUGUUGGUGAAGGGAUUACGGCUGUGUUGUCAAAAAAAAACAACAAAAAAAAGCUAAACUACAGGUUUUCAGGUGGACCGCUUUCUCUCGUCAGAGCCAUGAUUUACUCGUUGAGAUGGGCUGCUUUCCUUUGGAUUAUAAAUUCCAUUCCUUGCACUUUUGGAAUGGCAGUGAAUGAGCGAUCAGAUGGCUCAUGUCCCCGUCUGACUGUGGAGGAUCACAGGUUUUCUGAUGUUUUAGAUCGUCCCCUGGAACUCACAGGGUUCGAUCUCACAGAAAAGUUUCUCCUGCGAAAGGGAACAAUCACAGAAGACCUGCCGUCGUUUCGAUUAGGAAGCAGUCCCCUCAUUAAGCCAACAAAAGAUAUAUUUCCAACUGGGCUUUCAAGUGAAUACUCCCUCGUCACACUCUUCCGGGUGAGAAGAACGACAAAAAAAGACCGCUGGUAUCUUUGGCAGAUAUUCGACGAGUCCGGAGGCAGUCAGGUGUCCAUUGUGGUUGACGGUGGCAAGAAGGCGGUGGAGUUUUCUUCUCAGGGCCGGAUAAAAAACACUCUGCGCUACACGUUUAAGAGCCGUGACCUACAUGCCCUCUUUGAUCGCCAGUGGCACAAGCUGAGCAUUUCUGUACAGAGCAACAUAGUCUCCAUUUACAUGGACUGCAAGCUAAUAGAAAGGAGACUGACCGACGAGAAGGACAGCAUUGACCCCAGUGGGCGCACUCUCAUUACUACACGAGUGGAAGAUGGACGACCUGUAGAUGUUGAAAUGAAGCAAUUUCUGAUCUACUGUGACCCUUACAUGGCUGAAAUGGAAAACUGCUGUGAGCUGCUGGAGCCUAAGUGUGAAGCCAAGGAGAGGUUUAAUGGGACUUCCCCUCCCCUGGUUACAGCCAAUCUGCCCCAGAUGCUGUCUCAACCGGCUAUACAGUCAAUUGACAGAUGUCACUGUCCAGCGGAAAAGGGAGAGUCUGGUCUUCCAGGUGUGUUUGGACUGCCAGGACAAAAGGGGGAUAAAGGAGACAAGGGGGACAGAGGGGAGGCCGGCUCUCAAGGGAACCCAGGACAUAAGGGGGAACUUGGAUCAGAAGGGCAAAAAGGAAUCGAUGGGGAGAAGGGUCUGAAAGGUGACCAAGGGCCAGUCGGUCCAGUUGGUCCUAAAGGAAACAAAGGGGAUGUGGGUGUGCCUGGAGCUCCGGGGCUGCCUGCUGACAAGGACUGUAUCAAAGGGGAUCAGGGCCCUCGAGGUGACAAAGGAGAGAAGGGAUUGGCCGGGGUGCCAGGUCAGCCAGGGGAACCAGGCAAAGAGGGCAAAAGGGGACGGAGAGGAAAGGCUGGGGAGCCUGGACCCAGAGGCCCACCUGGUCCCUCUGGAACCUCUGAAGGAGCAGGUGUCAAGGGGGAGAACGGCGUGUCUGGAGUCCCAGUGGGAAAAGGGGAGAAAGGAGACCGAGGCGACCCUGGUCAGCCAGGUGCUGAGGGGGGCGACGGGAUGAAAGGACAAAAAGGUGAUGCUGGCCCCCCUGGUCCUCCUGGUCCUGUGAUGACAGCUCAAGGAUUGAGACAGCUCUCAGGAACUGAUGAAAUAAAGGAGCGGACCCAAAAAGGAGAAAAGGGAGAUCAGGGGGAGAGAGGAGCUCAAGGGCCGCAGGGCCUCAAGGGAAACAUAGGGCCGCCAGGACUAAAGGGAGAUCAAGGACCAGAGGGGAAGCAAGGCCUGCCUGGACUCCCAGGACUCUCAGGCGAGCCAGGCUCACCAGGGGAGGGAGGGGCGCCUGGGAGAGAUGGCCUGAAAGGAGAAAAGGGAGACUCUGGUGGAGUGAUUGGGCCUCAGGGACUUCCAGGUCCGAAGGGCGAGCCUGGAGAGCCUGGAGGGGGAUCUACGGGCGAUGGGUUGUCUCUAACUAGAGGAUCACGUGGACCCAAGGGGGAGAGAGGUGUCCCAGGAUUGCCAGGCGACCAUGGUGAAAAAGGCGAACCUGGAGAGACUAUCAUAGGCUCACCGGGCCCCAUGGGACCCCCAGGAAAGCCAGGAAUUGAGGGCCCUCGUGGACCUCCAGGUUUAUCUGGCCCUCCUGGACCUGCAGGAAGAGAGGGCUCCCCUGGUAGACCAGGCCUCCCAGGCCCUGCUGGACCUCCAGGUGAACCAACUGCCCUGCCAAUUGUUGGAGACAUGGGCGCUUUACUUAAGAAUGCCUGCAGUGUGUGCCAGACGAGAGUCCCAGGUCUUCCUGGGCAGAAGGGAGAGAAGGGGUACCCCGGGGCUCAAGGAGUAGAAGGCAUGGUGGGAGAAAAGGGGGAUCCAGGUGUGAGAGGUCCUAUGGGUAAUCCUGGGAAAGAAGGCCCAAAGGGAGUGAAAGGCGAGAGAGGGUUCCCAGGCCCUUCGGGAGAUAAAGGCGAUGAGGGGCCUGCAGGAGUACCAGGACUUCCAGGUGUGACAGGUCGUACAGGAGCCCCAGGGCUUAUGGGUAGACCAGGGCCAAUGGGCCAGCUGGGAGGAAAAGGAGAAAAGGGAAAUGAAGGACCGCCGGGCAGACCAGGGCUUCCAGGACCUCCGGGUGUACCCUAUGUGGAGGGCAACGGGAUGAGCAGCCUGUACAAGCUGCAGAGUGGUGGAGCUAUUUUAGGACCCCCUGGAGCUCCUGGUGAGCCGGGUCCCAAAGGAGAUGAAGGACCCUCGGGGGAGACGGGGGCCAUGGGAUUACCAGGGCUUGAAGGGCUACCUGGUGCCAAGGGGGAUAUUGGUUUGACUGGUCCUCCUGGAAUGCCAGGUGCUCCAGGGAAGCCCGGCGCUCGUGGAGAGCCAGGGAUCCCAGGAGAGUCGGGUGAGAGGGGGCCGCUCGGAGAGACAGGAUUCCCAGGGCCCGAGGGACCCCAAGGUGUUGCUGGGAGACCUGGUAAAGAUGGAACUCCUGGAAUCAAGGGAGCUACAGGUAGACCAGGGGACAGAGGAUCGAAAGGAGAGCGCGGUGAUCCAGGGAUUCCUGGAGAGAGAGGUGUUCAAGGCGAGCGGGGUCGCAUAGGAGAUCCUGGCCCUAUUGGACCGCUUGGACCAAUCGGGCAAAAGGGCGACCCCGGCCCUCCAGGACAGCUGGGGAGUACAAACCUCUUGGGUGAUCCAGGCUUCUUGGAGGAUCUCAGAGUCCUUAUUAGAAAUGAAGUUUUGAAGGCUUUCGAAGAGAGGCAAUCAGGUGCUGCCAUGCCGCAGAAGACACAUGCAGGAAUCGUAGCUUCACAAUACCAAGGGCCUCCAGGACCUCCUGGCAACAACGGCUUACCAGGCCCUCCAGGAGAGCCCGGACCUCCUGGUCCUCAAGGAUACAGGGGUCAGAAAGGAGAACGAGGCCAGCUUGGUCUGGGGUUACCAGGAGAUCCAGGACACAUGGGGCCACCAGGCCCUCCUGGGAUCACUUCUCCGGGCCCCCCUGGCUCUCCGGGGCCCCGUGGACCUCCCGGGACAUGCGACCCCAGUGACUGUCUCCUCCCAUCCCGAUGAAACCCAGCAAAGCGGUUCAGGCCGGUUCGAGGACAGAUGUCCCGUUCAGUGCUGCAGAAGACGGGACGUCCUCGCCGUUUCUGACAGCUUCCUCGGCUGUGGUUUAUUGGACAGACUCCACUGACUGCUUCUGUUCACUUUACCAUAACAUUUGAGUCAGUCAGGUUGUUCUUUUUUUUUCCUUGUUGUUGGUGUCGGGUUUGUUUUGAAUGCAACAGAAAGCCUUUUUCUUUUGCGAUGCAGUACUUAAGUUAUUUCUUGUUUUCACAUCCCCUACUGUGAUGUAAUGCAUUCCUUGUCAACUCUCAUUAUGUCAUUCAAGACCAUGAAAUGACAUUGUUUCAUUGUGUUCAGUCCUGUCUGAUAACGUGAUCUUAAUUAUUUGUUUGCCUCCUUAAUGGGCAUGCCUGUUCUCUCUUCUGUUCUUGUUCAGAUAAGCCAAUGGGCUGGCAGAAGGUACAUCUCCUGUGUGUGUGUGUGUGUGUGUGUGUGUGUGUGUGUGUGUGUGUGUGUGUGUGUGUGAGAGCGAGAGAUUAGCUGAGUGAAUGGACUUGUUUUAUGUGUAGGUGUGAGAAUAUAACAGAUUGCUGAAACUCCUUAUGCAACCAAAGUGCAGCAGAUGUGUCUGAUACGGGAAUUAUUUAUUUUUCUUGAAGAAUGUAUUUAAAGGAUGGUACUAAUGACUGUAGAAAAUGUAGCACAGAUAUCAUCACUGGCAGGUGGAUUAAUGCAUUUCUGUAUCACUGAGAGUUUUGCUAUAUGAAAUUAUCAUUCAUGACACAUUUGCAUUUUGCAUGAUAAUCAUGUUUUAAAGAAUCUGCAGCGUAAUCACUGAUAAAGAAUGUCUUCCCAUUUUCUGUGGGUUAUGUGCUCAUUAGUGAGGUUUGCCAUAUCUUUUGUAACACAAAAAAGCCACAACUCAUCCUGUUUAAAGGAGACAUAUUAGGCUUUUUUUCUUUUUUUUGUCUUUUCCCUCAGUGUUUUAUAUCGGCUCUUGUACCUGUAAAAGAUCUUGAAGUCCGCACUAACAGAAGCUCCUCUCUCCGACAGAAAUCACUGCUCCUGAAACGCCUCCUCAGUAGUCCCGCCUUUAAUUUUGGGACUAUGUGACAUCACACUACGUCACCUUGUCAAACGUUUGGAUAAUUUAUGGUUAGCAGCAAGGUUGGCCAAUAAGAGUUUCUUUAGCACAGCUGCUCUGCUGUUGUUAGCGGAGCUGUCUCAGGCGUGUGUGAGCCGACCAAUCAGAGCAGACUGGGUGUUCAGGAGGGAGGGCCUUAAAGAGACAGGAGCCAAUGCAGAGCAGUGGACAGUUUGAGGAAACUGGUGGGUUUUUUUGAGCAUUAAAGCAUGUAAACCUGUUCUAGUAGAAACCCAAAACUUAUGAACCUAAAAUGAGCAUAAUAUGUCUCCUUUAAGACAUACAUCAAGGGCAGAUAUUUUUUCCAUAUGAAAAGAAUGUACUAAAUGUUGUCACCUCACAUGCCGCUCUACUGUUGAUUUUAAUCUGUAAAUAAGUUAAAGAAUUGAUUGUGUUUUGUUCUUUUUUUCCUAUCUAAAGGGGCUUGUGAUGGGACCUGACAAUAUAAUUACAUGAGCAAGUUGUCGUUGUAAUGGUGCAUUAAGGUUCUCACUUUUUUUUAUCAACCAUAUAUUGCUGCAAAUGUCGACGAUUUGUGUUUGUGCGUACGAGAUGAUUAUGAUUAUUGAUAACAUCUCUUGUUUACAAAGUGUUGUGUGUGAUGUGUAUGUUGUGUACGUGAUGAUUCCUCUGGUUUUAUUUGUAUAUUUUUGAUGGAAAUCGGACUACUACACUACAACUCGUUCUUCUGGUGCAACCUUUAAAUGAACUUGAACUUUCUUGUCUUUUGUUUUAACGGCCUUUUGGUGUACAUCCUGGUUUUUCACUCGCGUGCCAGCGCUGUGUGUCACUUUGUAUUGUCAGGUUGUUGUUUUUUUUGGUGGUGUCUUAAGACUGGACUUUUGAUUUAUUUAUUUGCUGUAACAGGUGUCAGAGUUGUAAUGUUCUCAACUAAUUAUAGAAAGUUUUGAGUCAAUUCUGCUUAAACAGGCCAUAUCAUGUAAAUGUGUUAUUCAGAAACUCGUGUUUGGAACGACGAAACUGCCCGCAAAAAGUUUCCAGGAUUCAAAAUUUUUAGUAAAUGCGCAAGUUGCUCCCCCAAAAAGUGAACCUAAACUUUAUAAUCAGGCUAAAUACUGAGAAUGUAUGUAUCAGAAAAGAGAUAAUUAGCAUGUAUAUGACUUUCCUCGAGCUUUCAUUUUGAGCGCUGUUUAAUGAGAGUUAGACUCAAAGGCUUUAAUUUUGCUUUUAACUGUCCUGCUGUGAUCAAUGUAUGAAAAGUUCUGUGGGUGUAUCUGAAAAAUUUGUGACAUUAAGAACUCAGUUCUUUCUGUAUUUCAUCCUUUAAGAUCUGUUUGACACUCUCACCCCCCCCCCCCCCCCCCAUUUCUUGAUGUCUCACAUCAUCAUGCUUCUCUUAUACAUGUGAAUUUUAGUUCACAUUUUACUUUGAAGCUCCACAGCAUAAUUUUUUUAUAUAUAUUAUUCUCUCAGCAUGCAGGCUUGGUUUUUUUAUCUCUGCUAAAUUUUUAUCAGUGUGAGCGGGACUAAUUUUAGAUGGGUAUUGAAUCAGGCGUGUGGCUUCAUUUGUGAGUUGAAGGAGCCCCCUGGUGGACAUGUAUUUAUUAUCCCACUGCUUGUAAUGUGAAAGGAAAACAAUCUUUCUUUGGGUUAUAGGCUGCAUAAAAAGUCCCCUCCCUCCAUUGGCUUCUGUCCUUUCAUCGCGCUAAUUUUCAUAUUCGGUUUUAAUGGGUUCCCCCUCGGAGACAAUAACGCCGACCUUGACCAAAUUCAAAUGAGACAGCAUCGGCAAACUAAUGUGAUCCAAACUUUUGUGGCGCGCUGAUGAGAGCGACUCUCUGCUUAUAUUGAAUUUAGCUCGAAUUGAUAUUAAUGUGCACCGGUUUGUGACUUCAAUUUAGCUAAACAGUACGAUAACAGGGGAGGACACAAAAUGGCUGCGGAUGUCACAGCCCGCUUCACAGGCAAUUUUUGCCACCAGCCGUUUUGCAUCGCCCCGAGUUAAAAUCCAUUUAUUCUAAGUGGGAAAAGUGUCAGACGAAAGCAAACUCAAAGGAUGGAGGUGUUGCAGGUUGAAGCGCGUGUCAUGUUUCUGUCGAACUAAUCUAAAUUGACUUAAAACAAUAACGUCAGUUUCGUUCAUCGCCGUAUUUCAUUACACUUUACAAUAAUGUAAGUUGAUCCCGUUGCCACAUAUAAUCUAAUCUUGUAAAUAAGCUUGUAAUGAGAAGGAAAUAUGGAUCAGCCUCUCAGCAUGCUCCCUCGGAUUAAAAAUGUCUGCCCGCUGCUCUCACUGUAGCUCCCCUCUGCUGCCUCAUAAGCUCGACUCAUGCUGAGUGACUUCCACCUGUUUCCCUAAAGUCUUUUGUUGAAUAUCUACCUCAGUCUUGGUUUACCACACGUCUACAUCAUGAGCUAGUUUGCAAAAAAAACAAAAAAACAAACAUAUAUAUAUAUACAUAUGUGUAUAUCCCAACACUGACGGUUGCCUUUUACUUUUACUAAAAAAUAAAGCAAUUGAGACCUCACUGAGCAGAUUUAUAGCUGUCCUGGAUGUGGACGUCUGUGUCGCCUCUGAACAGCGAUGCUCUUCCUGUUGUGGAGGACGACCCAGUGUGUGUGUGGUGACCGGGUGGCAGAGGUUAUAUUUUACACUUUUGUCUUUGCAGCAUCUUUUAUUUACACUGAUUAAUGGCACCUGCCUUACACGUGUGCAAUAAAUGUUAUUCAGUGCUUUA